UUUCGUAAAAAUAAUUGUUUAUUUCAACAAACAUAGGCUAACGUUACCGUCUUGAAGCGACCGCUUCCACCAGAAGUUAGCAUCCGUUCAAUGGUAGUGUUUUUCCUGAGGAAUGUGGUUUAUGAUUAUGAUUAUGGCAGAUUCUUGAUUAUGGCAGUUUUUUUAUUAUGGAAGCUUCCCCGCCGCACUGUCAUGGGAGAGCACCAUUACCUCUUCACUGUAUGCUGAAACGGAUCACGUACGUGACUCGUACCAAGUGUUUAUGAAAACCUAAGGAAUUACGCUUUACACAAGGAAACGCUGAUCUGGAAGUAAUUUCUUAUUUAUUUGUCAUCAACAUUGCACUCUUCGGAUCAUCGUGAUCUAACUUCGAGUUCUAAACAUGAUCAGCUCCACCCAGUGCCUCUGCUCUUCACUAAUACUGAGACAUGAUUGGAGCAGAGAAACUCAUCCUCAUUGGCUGCCUGCUGCAAGGAGCCCUGGGCGGAGAGUGGGCAGUCUGGAUGCCUCAGAGUAUAGAAGCUCUGAAUGGAUCCUGUGUGGUGAUUCCCUGCAGAUUUAAUAUCCCGUCUAAUUGGGAAAAAGAUCUGCCACAGACUACAAUACAAUGGCUUCGUAAAAAGGAUGAUACUGUUAUGUUUGAUUCUAAAAGCCAAUCUGAAUCUCUUCCGCAAGGAACGUUCACUGGAGACCUGCAGCGCAAGAACUGCACUACACUCCUAGAGAACCUUCCAAAACAUGCUCAUGAUAAAUAUCACUUAAGAUUACAUGAACCCAUCAAAUGGUCUUAUAAAGAAACAUUUCUUGAACUUAAUAUCACAGACUCUCCACCCAAACCCAAGUUAACCACAGAGAAGGUGGAGGUGAUGGAGGGGACCUCUGUGAGUUUGAGCUGCUCUGCUGCAGCCCCCUGUCCCAAACUCCCCCCAAAUCUGACAUGGACCCCCAGGCUGAGUGACAGUGUGGAUCAACUGCAAGAGAAUGAGGAUAAAACCACAUCUGUGUCUUCUGUUCUGACCUUCACUGCUUCCCACCUCCACCAUGAGCAGAAGAUCACCUGCAGGGCACUUUACACACUGCAAAAAGGAGGCAAUCAGAAGAUGUCUGAGGCCAGUCUGACUCUCAAAGUCCGAUAUCCUCCUAAGAACACCUCAGUGUCUGUCAGUCCCUCUGGUUCAGUGUUAGAGGGCAGCUCAGUGAUUCUGACCUGCAGCAGUAAAGCCAGCCCACCAGUGCAGAACUACACCUGGUAUAGAGUGAAUGGGACAGAGAUGAACACUGUAGGAACUGGACAGAAUCUCACCUUCAAUGUGACUGAGUCCAGUGGCAGUGAACAGUACUACUGUGAAGCACAGAAUAAACAUGGCAAGGAGAACUCAGCAACUGUGCAGCUGGGAGUUGAUUAUCCUCCUAAGAACACCUCAGUGUCAGUCAGUCCCUCUGGUUCAGUGUUAGAGGGCAGCUCAGUGACUCUGACCUGCAGCAGUAAAGCCAGCCCACCAGUGCAGAACUACACCUGGUAUAGAGUGAAUGGGACAGAGAUGAACACUGUAGGAACUGGACAGAAUCUCACCUUCAAUGUGACUGAGUCCAGUGGCAGUGAACAGUACUACUGUGAAGCACAGAAUGAACAUGGCAAGGAGAACUCAACAACUGUACUGCUGAAUUUGAUAUACAUGCCUCAGAUCUCUGGCUCUGGGAGCUGCAGCAGAACUGCAGCAGAGAUCAGCUGCUCCUGUGAGAGCCGUGGGAAUCCCUCUCCCAGCAUGGAGUGGCGUGUGUCUGGACUGCGGGUCACUAACUCUACUGACAGAGUCAUCAGGGAGGAGCAGCUGGGGAACACAGGCCUGAGGAGCUCCCUCACCAUGCGCCACUCACAGGGAGACACGGCCACUCUCCUCUGCCUCAGUACCAACGCUCUCGGCACCUCCAGCCUCCAGCUCAGUGUCCCGUCUCCACAGCAACACUCAGAUUUCAGCAUUCCCUCACUGCUGAUUGGUGCAGCUGCUGGUGCCGGUGCCAUGAUGUGUAUUUGCCUCAUAAUGCAGCUCGUUCUAAAGAAAAAGAGACACAGCCAUGGUUCUCAAAUGAAGGACACUGAAGGGCUCAUGCUGAUGGCUGGGAUGGCCACUCAAGAUGAGGAAUCGACCAACGCCAACAAGACCACGCUGUCAGACCCGGGGGCCGUGGGAAAGGGGAACGGGACCUCCCUACACUACGCCACCGUGGAUUUCUCCAAACUCCGCAGCACGGGUGGCAAUCAAGGAACAGGUGUUAACCGGGGCAGUUCCCAACUGACUUCCGACUACGCCGUGAUCCGACUCACAUCCAGAGAAGAAGGUGAGGAGGUGCAGGGGGAGGUGGAGGUGGAGAAGGAGGGACCGGCUGAGCUGGGAGCAGAGAGGGAGACAGCCGAGGUGAGGGGCGGGCAGGAGGGGGAGCCGGAGGGGGAGUGUUCGCCGAAUGUGAACCAGCAGCCUUCCAUCAACCCUGACCCCGUGGAGGAGGCCACCUACGGGAACAUCUGUCGCUCCAGGCCCACUAAGAGGGCACAGCAGGGGCAGCAGGAGACACCCAGGAACCCUGCUCCAGAGGAGGAGGAGCAGAGAGAGGAGGGGCAGGAGGACAUGUACGUGGAUCUCAUGAGCCCCCUGACGGAGGGAGGUGGAAAGGGAGUGGAGGAGAGUGAGUACGCCGAGGUCAGGAAGCUCCAGUAACACGCCACGGAGAUACUACGACCCAUUGCGAUGCGCUCUGCUCUCAAAAUACCAGAAUAUUUACUUCACAGCGUGCUACAAAUGUUUUAUAUUUCAGUAUGUUACAUUACGUGCCUAUGAAAAAGCUACUGUGCUUUGUUACAGUUUUUGGCAGUGUGAUAAAUUUUAAGGUACCUUUAAGUCAUGAUUAUAUUGGCAGAGAAGUGACAGCUUUGGCAGUUUUUUUUAUUUACAUUGCAUCACAUUAAUUCACCAGUUUUAAGUGUGUGGUCCUUCACAGCAUGCUAUGUACAUCCAGAUAUAUAACAUCAAGUUCACAUUAGUGUUAUGUGACAUUGCGUUAUGCUACCAUACAGAUAUGACUGUUUCCCACGUCCAUGUGCAAGCCAAUGUGUGAAGAGUCUUAGCCAUGUUACUUUGCUGUGUGUUACAAAAUAUGACAUUAUCAUUGUUUUACCACAUACGUUUUUAGCAAUAAUUGUACAGGUUGUGAACCAGAGGUCUGUGGUGGACUCCACAACACAUUCUCUCAUUUCCUGUUUUCAUUAAUAUAUAUAUUUUUAAUCUCUGUAAAUAUAUCUUUUAGUGGUUUUCAGAAUACCUGUCAUUAAGAAUGUUUGCUACUCCCGUUUGCCCUCCCAAGUCCCUUCUCCUUUGCUACUGAGAGUUCUUAUUCAGUCAUAGACUGGCCAUAAGGGCUUUUCAAAUGUUGAUUUGACAUUCUGGGCUUACAUGCUAACCACAUAGCUCUGAAACAGAUAUAUUGACCAUCUGGGCACCAAGUGUUGCGCCAAGUUGUAGAAGUGUGCCGUGGACCUGGAAUAUGAGCAUUUGUAAUUUAAUUGGUGAGAAGAGGGCAGGUUAUGCAUCCUGCUCUGGCGCCCCUUUACCUACAGUAUCUGCUCUUUUGUUUUUUUUUGUUUUUAAUAUUAUCAUUAAAACACUUUUCCUGAAA
Molecule: messenger RNA, 3672 nt
Organism: Conger conger (European conger)
Lineage: Eukaryota; Metazoa; Chordata; Actinopteri; Anguilliformes; Congridae
Product: myelin-associated glycoprotein-like
Exons: 10
Coding region: 429-2717 (762 amino acids)
Source: RefSeq, a predicted model, not a curated record